GCUUCCUUUCGUCAGUCUUCGUUGAACAUCGGAUCGGAACGGUUUCUCGUAUUUUUAUGUACACGUUUGAUAAGGAUACGGAUUUCCCGCAACGACACAAACAGCUUCUUCUAUUGUCUUUGCGGUUUAUCAUCGACCGGCUUUUUUUGGCUUUGCUGCUAAAUAGUGCAAUUUGUGAAGAGUAUUCUAUUGGUUUACAACGCUUGUGUGUAUCGAUUCCAGAUUCGGCUUCUUGAUCCAAGGAAGAAAGUAAGGAUAAGGAAGAAGCCUAUCACGGGAAAAGGGAAAUCAAAGUGACGCUCUCUCCGCGGGAAUGCAGAUUGUUCCGUUUUGGCUGUGAAUAUAAGUGUGAAUACCCCAAGGAAGCAAGGAAGAAUCACCAAUCCAAACAGCACCGUGGUGUUCAAUUGCAGUUUAUAAGUUAAAAGUCUGGAAUUAGUGUUGUGGUGCGAAUUUACACAUUCUGAAGUCGGGUUGAAGUGAGAAAGCUGUCCAGUGAUAAUGUCCAACAACAUCCAAAUCACGGCCGACGAUAAGCCGUCAUCGGUGGUGGGAAUGCCGGCGACCACGCCGACCAAACCUCCGAUGACCGGUAUUCCUUCGAGCCCUUCGCACCUGCAGCUUCCAUCGCCGAUAAUUACGCGCCGAACCAGAACCGCUUCCACCUCCGACCGUGCCAUGAGGAAUCCCAUCGAGGAAGGAAAAGUGAAAUCAUUUAGCAGGAGCAAAGGUCAUGGUUUCAUCUCGCCCACGGCCGGCGGCGACGACAUUUUCGUGCACAUCUCAGACAUCGAGGGCGAGUACGUGCCACUGCCGGGUGACGAAGUGAGCUACCGACUGUGCUCCAUUCCACCCAAGUUCGAGAAGGUACAAGCAAUUCACGUGCACAUCACCCACUUAACUCCGGAGAAGCACAGCAAGUGGGAGGAACGGGCAUCGCCAUGCAAGUCCCCGGACGGAAGCUCCCGGCUGCUGCACUAGGAUUGGGCCCGAUGCUCGCAGCACCAAUCCGUUACUGGCUGCGAUCGUCAGUUUCUCCAGCUACCACCGUAGGGGUUACACUACAGAAUGUGAGAGCUCCGGCCAAACAACUACUAACUAACGAUAAACAGUGCUACUAAAGCGCGACGUUCUGGUUUUGCUUCCUAGAUUUUCCAGUAGAUUAAAUUCAGUUUCUGUUGUAUUGUCUUGUUACGGAUUUUGUGUUUCACACAGGUUCUAGAAACUUUUUCGCCCCGAAACAAAUGGUGGUAACGUAUGCAAAAGUGGUAGAUAGGGUGAUUGAUAAGAUGAUUCAGUAUUUAAAAGAGGGUAAGGACUGUUUUUGGUAAUAUUUUUCAGAAUUUAUCAUUCUUUUUUUUGCAUUUUUAUUGUUCCUCAUUCCGCUUUACAUGAAUACACAACGAAUAAAAAAAAUUCAAUGCGUUCAUUCAGUGAAUAAGAUUUGCAUAAGAACUCACUAAAAUCGUCUCGAAAAAUCUGAAAUUUGUAAUCCGGGAUAUUGUUGAAUGAAAACAUUCGUAUUAUUUCAGCGAAGCCAGAUCAGAUUUUCGUCAAUGCAUCAAAAAAGAACAACAACGAACAUCUAAUCUAUCACCCUCUCUACGUCUGUAUCCAGAACCUCAGUGGUGCUAAAGUAGCUAGUUAGGUUCUAAAGUUUAUUUUCACUAUUUCAGGCGUUUUCAAACUUUAGCAACUUAGCGCCGCAAAGCAAGUGUUUUAGUAUCGCGGACAACGUUCUGCCAUCGAAAGUUCUAGUAGAGUAGGGUUGUCUUAUUAGCCUCAAAUAAAUUCGAGUGCAAACCAGCCAGCAUGCACAAAUGAUUACACGAACAAUAAAAAAAAUAUGUAUCAGAUAGCAGUA
Molecule: messenger RNA, 1864 nt
Organism: Aedes aegypti (yellow fever mosquito)
Lineage: Eukaryota; Metazoa; Arthropoda; Insecta; Diptera; Culicidae
Product: cold shock domain-containing protein CG9705
Exons: 3
Coding region: 502-981 (159 amino acids)
Biological process (GO): regulation of mRNA stability
Cellular component (GO): cytoplasm
Molecular function (GO): mRNA 3'-UTR binding
Source: RefSeq, a predicted model, not a curated record